CACGGGAGCUUUCUUUGGGAUAACACUGUAGAUGUUUUGAUAAAGUUGUGGCAAAAUGGAUUCCCGUCGCCUCGAGUUAUUCGCCGUUUUAUUUAUUAGUCACAUAUGUUACAGCCUCCAGUCAAAAGAACAGGUGUUGCUGGAUAUGAAAGCUUCAGGAGGAGAGUUAGGGUGGUUGACUUCGCCAUAUGAGAACGGGUGGGAGAUAGUCCAGACGGUGGUGAACGGCUCCCUCCUGUAUACCUACAGUGUCUGUAACAUAGACUCUAGUGACCAGGAUAACUGGUUACGCACAACAUUCAUCCAGCGCCGCCCAGGGACUACACGGUUCUCUGUAGAGCUCCACUUUGUUGUACGAGACUGUAAUACCUUUGAUGGUGCCUCCCUGGCCUGCAAAGAAACCUUCAACCUUUUCAUCUCAGAGGCAGACGCCGAUGUGGGAACCAGCUUCCGUAAAGGCCAGUUCCGCAAAGUGGCCACCAUAGCCCCAGAUGAGAUCACACAGGGCCGUGGUUUGCUGAAGAUCAACAUGGAGACGAGGACUGUGGGGCCUCUGUCACAAAAAGGGUUUUAUCUGGCCUUCCAGGACAUGGGGGCUUGCGUGGCGCUGCUCUCUGUUAGAGUGUACUACAAGACCUGCCCGUCCACAGUGCAGAGCUUGGCAGCCUUCCCAGAGACAGUGGCUGAUAGUCUCAGGGAGGUGGAGGGAUCCUGCGUGGACAACGCUGUCAGUCAGGCCACCCCGCGCAUCUACUGCACAGCUGAGGGCGAGUGGGUGGUGCCAGUGGGCCAGUGCCAGUGCCGUGCAGGCUAUGAAACCACUGGAGAUUCCUGCCAAGAAUGCAAACCAGGCUACUUCAAGCCAUCUGUAUCCAGUCAGCUGUGUCAGGUUUGUCCUGUGAACACCAAGGAGUCUUCAGCCGGCGCCCUUGUUUGUCCAUGUGAGGAGGGUUUCUACCGAUCCUCAUCAGACCCUCCUUCAUCGCCCUGCUCUGCACCACCCAGUGCCCCUCGUGACCUGGCCUCCACCACCCUGUCAGCAGAGGGCAGGCUGCAGCUGUCCUGGAGCCCUCCACUGGUGACAGGGGGCCGCUCUGACCUCACCUACAGUGUGGUGUGUGAGCAUUGCGAUGGAGCCUUGUGUGUCCCCUGUGGCGAGAAGGUCCGUUUUGAACCAGGACCCACAGACCUGCAGGACACCACCGUCAUAGUCAGUGACCUUGACUCUCAUUUCAACUACACUUUCACUGUGGAAGCCCACAGUGGAGUGUCCCAGUACAGUAAUGAGAAGCCCACUGCCACCAUCACCACCACUCUGCACUAUACAGAUCCCCCCAAGGUGACGCUGAUCCGCCUGGAUGAGCGCAGCUCCACCAGCUUGUCUCUGUCCUGGGCCCUGUCCCGCAGAGCCCCUGCCCACAUCAGUCACCGCUAUGAGCUUAUGUACCGCAGAAAAGAUGAUGACAACGAGCGCGAUGUCACUACAUACACAGUCCUGGUUCUGGAGAAAAGCUCUGUCCAGAUUAACGACCUCUCCCCAGACACUGCUUACAUGUUCAGGGUGCAGGCCCUGAGUCCUGAAGGCAACCCUGGCAGCUACAGCAUGGAGCACGAGUUCCAGACAUUGCCAUUAGCCGAGUCUCAGACCCAGAACAACUCCACAGUGGUUAUGGGAGCCGUGGUGGGGGGUGGCGUGAUGCUGCUCAUCGUGGUGGUGGUUCUGCUGCUGCGUAAACGGAAACUGAGCUCCCAUGGCAGAAGAGGACCCGAAGAUCCCUACUUCUCGACAGAUCAACUAAAGCCCCUAAAGACUUAUGUUGAUCCACACAUGUAUGAGGAUCCUAACAUCGCCAUUCUGAAGUUUGCCACCGAAAUCCAUCCGAAUGCCAUUAGCAAACAAAAAGUCAUCGGUGCAGGAGAGUUUGGGGAAGUGUUUCGAGGGGUGAUGAAGGCCCCAGGGCGAGGAGAGGUGGCAGUGGCCAUCAAGACUCUUAAGCCGGGCUACACAGAGAAGCAGAGGCAGGACUUCUUGAGCGAGGCCAGCAUCAUGGGUCAGUUCUCACAUCAGAACAUCAUCCGUCUGGAGGGUGUUGUCACCAAAUUCAAGCAUGCCAUGAUAGUGACAGAGUACAUGGAGAAUGGAGCUCUUGACAUAUAUCUAAGGGACCAUGAUGGAGAAAUUCCAUCGUAUCAGCUUGUGGGAAUGCUGCGAGGAAUAGCUGCAGGCAUGAAGUACCUCUCGGACAUGAGCUACGUGCACCGUGACCUGGCAGCAAGAAACGUUCUAGUUAACAGCAACUUGGAGUGUAAAGUGUCUGAUUUCGGCCUGUCCCGUGUGCUGGAGGACGAUCCCGAGGGCACCUACACAACCAGAGGAGGUAAAAUCCCCAUACGCUGGACCGCCCCAGAGGCCAUAGCAUACAGGAAAUUCACGUCAGCCAGCGAUGUGUGGAGCUUCGGCAUUGUGAUGUGGGAAGUCAUGGCGUUUGGAGAACGGCCCUACUGGGACAUGAGCAACCAUGAGGUCAUGAAGGCCAUCAAUGAGGCGUUCAGACUGCCUGCUCCAAUGGACUGCCCAUCUGCCGUCUACCAGCUGAUGCUGCAGUGCUGGCUGCAUGACCGCUCCAAACGACCUCGCUUCACAGACAUUGUCAACAUUUUGGACAAACUGCUGCAAAGCCCAGAGUCUUUGAAAACCAUUGCUGAUUUUGAUCCACGUGUGUCCAUCCGCCUGCCCAGCACCAGCGGCUGCGACGGCACCAUGUUCAGGUCUGUACCUGAAUGGCUGGAAUCCAUCAAAAUGAGCCAGUACAACGAAAGCUUCGCCUGCGCUGGAAUCACAACCAUGGAGCAGGUGCUCGCCAUGAGGCACGAGGACAUCAGGAACAUCGGAGUACGGUUGCCGGGUCACAUGAAAAGGAUAGCCUACAGCAUCCUGGGUUUGAAAGACCAGACCAGCUCGCUGAGCGUGUUUGCGGUAUGAUGUGAACAAGUCGCCAAAUCAGCAUGCACUGACUGACCAUGCCAUUUCACUGGUGGAUGAGGAAGACUGACCAAGUGAGGGAGAAACUGAGAUGCAGCUACACUGCCUUUCCUGGGCAGAGUGUUGCAUGACUGAAAAGGACCCUACAAAGAAAGGACUCAGAGAGGACUGAGACUGAAAACACUGAAGUACUUUAGAGCAACAGACAGAGAGAAAUAAUUUAUCAUUGUGAAAAAGUUUUAUACUAUUGAACAUAAACAGGUCAUGUAAUAUAGUAAAUAAAGGCCGUAUAAAAGUAAGUGCAAAAAAGAGACAAUGUAAGACUGCUUUUCCUUUGUAUUUAUGACUGAACUGGAAGUCUUAAAAAGCAAGAGAUAUUUAAUGCCUUCCAUGAAUAAGGGCUACUAUUUCAAGCACUCACUUUUCUUAUGGUGUUUUCUGUACCAUUAAGUCUGUGUUUUUUCUACACUUUUUUUUUCUUGACCAAGGGGGCUUUUAUUACACUCAGGGUAAAGAAUCCCAUUGUCUCUUAAUGCUGGGUAGUUCAGUGGUAAACCUGUAUCACACAGCUCACGUACUAAUGCAUUUCCCUAAAGUCAUUUGUUUUACAGUUUUGUUUACAUCCUGUCUUA
Myripristis murdjan (pinecone soldierfish) is the source of this 3615-nucleotide messenger RNA. It is a transcript of the gene epha2a, whose product is annotated as eph receptor A2 a. The record is from RefSeq and is a predicted model, not a curated record. Gene Ontology annotation, biological process: axon guidance; protein phosphorylation; ephrin receptor signaling pathway. Lineage: Eukaryota; Metazoa; Chordata; Actinopteri; Holocentriformes; Holocentridae. Bases 56 to 2983 code for a protein of 975 amino acids. Gene Ontology annotation, molecular function: transmembrane-ephrin receptor activity; ATP binding; protein binding. Gene Ontology annotation, cellular component: plasma membrane; dendrite. The transcript is spliced from 17 exons.